AGGGGUCACAUUUUAUAAUUCACAGAGCAGCCUGUGUGCCAGGGCCCGUGUCUCAUGGCUGCUUUCUCCUUUGCCACUCUGCCUUCCCAGGACGCUGUGCCUCCCCAGCAGGAGCAGGAGAAAAUGACCCAGUUCCAGGAGGCGGUAACCUUCAAGGACGUGGCUGUGGUCUUCACGGAGGAAGAGCUGGGGCUGCUGGACCCAUCCCAGAGGAAGCUGUACCAAGACGUGAUGCUGGAGAACUUCUGGAACCUGGUUUCCGUGGGACAUUGGAAUAAAAGUGAGAUAGGGACUCUUCAAGUAGUUGGAUUAAGGUACCUUUUUCAGGAAGACUUUUUGUGGUGGCAAAUAUGGGAACAACUUAUAAGUAAGUUAACCAGAAAUCAAGAUGUGAUAAUAAAUCUGCAAGGCAAGAAGUCUGAUUUGCCAAAACAAGGUGAUUCAUUCUGUCUCUUGUGGACAGCAGAAUCUACUCAAGUUUCUGAAGAUGAGAACUGUAUAAUAAAGCUUCCAGGGGAAGUUCGAAGUUCCAAUAGUAUAAAAUGUCAAGAGUUUCCAAUUAAGACCACCUGGGAUUUCUGGAAGAAAAUGUAUCUGAGAGAGUCACAGAAUUAUCAGAGUAGGUGUCAGAAGAUUGAUAGGAAAUGUGAACUGUGCAAGUGUGAUCCUUGUGUUAUAAGGACUUCUCAUGACCAUGGUGAUGAUCAGGAAGUACACGAAGGCAAGAAGUCUUAUAUCCACAAGAACUGUGGAAAAGAUUUCAUGAAGAAAUCAUUCCAGCAUAAUGUAAUCCACUCAGGAGGGCAAACCUCUGAUGGGAAUGGAAAAGGCUUCAGCCUUGCCCCCAGUCUUGAAGUUCAUCAGCAGUUGCACCUAGGAACAAAAGCCCAUAUGUGUAGUGAGUGUGGCGAAGGCGUGAGUUAUAGUUCCGUGCUUGGCACUCAUCAAAGUGUUCUCACAGAAGAGAAAUGCAAUAGGAAUGAUGAGUGUGGUGAUGACUUCAGUCAAAGCUCACAGCUGCAAAUUCCUCAGAGAAUCAGCACAGGAGAGAAACCCUACAGAUGUGUGUGUGGGAAAGGCUUCAGUCACACCUCAACUCUUCUAGUUCAUCAGGGAGUCCACACAGGAGACACAUCCUACCAAUGUGCUGUCUGCGGGAAGAGAUUCAGUCAGAGUUCACUUCUUCAUAACCAUCAGCGAGCCCACACUGGAGACAAACCUUACAAAUGUGCUGAGUGUGGGAAGAGCUUCAAUUGGAGGUCACAUCUUCAAUACCAUGAGCGAAUCCACACAGGGGAGAAACCCUACAAAUGUGCUGUUUGUGGCAAGAGCUUCAGUUGGAACUCACGACUUCAAACCCAUCAGCGAGUACACACAGGAGAGAAACCCUACAAAUGUUCUGUGUGUGGGAAGAGCUUCAGUUGGAGGUCACGACUUCAGUACCAUGAGCAAAUCCACACUGCCGAGAAAGCCUACAUAUGUGAAGAGUGUGGGAAAGGCUUUAAGAGGAGCUCAUGUCUUCAUGUUCAUAAGAGGAUCCACACAGGAGAGAAACCCUACCAAUGUGCUGUGUGUGGAAAGAGCUUCAGUCGGAUCUCAAGUCUCAAAGCUCAUCAGCGAGUCCACACUGGGGAGAAACCCUACAAAUGUGCUGUGUGUGGGAAGAGCUUCAGUCAUCCCACAAGUCUUCAAGUUCAUCAGCGAAUCCACACUGGGGAGAAACCCUACAAAUGUGCUCUGUGUGGUAAGAACUUCAGUCAGAGAUCGCAUCUUCAAGGCCAUCAGCGAGUCCACACAGGAUACAAACCUUACAAAUGUGCUGUAUGUGGAAAGAGCUUCAGUUGGAGGUCACAUCUUCAAGGCCAUCAGAGAGUCCACACAGGAGACAAACCCUACAGAUGUGCUGUGAGUGGUGAGAGCUUAAUUCAGACCUCAAGUCUUCAAAUUCAUCAGGGAGUCCACCCUGGGGAGAAGCCAUAGAAAUGUGAGACAUGUGGUACAGGCUUUAGUUGCAGUUCACAUCUUCAAGAACAACAAGUCCACACUGGAGAAAAACCCUACAAAUGUGCUGUGUGUGGGAAGGGCUUCAGUAGGAGUUCACAUGUUCAGGCCCAUCAGUGAAUCCACACUGGAGAGAAACCCUACAGAUGUGUAGAAUGUUGGAAAGGUUCAUGUGCAGCUCAUAUUGUUGGAAAGGUUCAUGUGCAGCUCAUAUUGUUAUGUUUAUCAAAGGAUCCACACAGGAGAGGAACCUAUAAAUUUGGCAUGUGCAGUGAGUGCUUCCGUCAGGCAUCAAAUCUGCAAGUUCAUCAGAGUCCACACAGGAAAGGAGCCAUAACAAUGUGAGACAUAAGGUAAGGGCUUUAAUCCCAGUUCAUAUCUUCAAGACCGUAAACGAGUCCACACUGGAGAGAAACCCUACAAAUGUGCUGUGUGUGGUAAGAGCUUCUGUCAGACCUCAAGUCUUCAAGCUCAUCAGAGAGUCCGUACUAGAGAGAAACCCUAUAAAUGUUUUGUAUUUGGUAAGAGCUUUAGUAAGAGUUCAUAUCUUCAGGUUCAUCAUAGAGUACAUCAUGGCAGUAUGUCCACUGCAAGUGAUCAGUGUAAUAAAAGUGGUCUUUAGAACUUAGACUUCUAAGUUUCAUCAUGUAAUCUACAUAGCAGAGAUUAUAUAUAAAAUGUUGUGUUUUAAGAA
Miniopterus natalensis is the source of this 2695-nucleotide messenger RNA. RefSeq lists its product as uncharacterized. Gene Ontology annotation, molecular function: RNA polymerase II cis-regulatory region sequence-specific DNA binding; DNA-binding transcription factor activity, RNA polymerase II-specific. The record is from RefSeq and is a predicted model, not a curated record. Gene Ontology annotation, biological process: regulation of transcription by RNA polymerase II. NCBI's taxonomy places the organism in Eukaryota, Metazoa, Chordata, Mammalia, Chiroptera, Miniopteridae.